This is a messenger RNA of Didymella exigua CBS 183.55, 1065 nucleotides long. RefSeq names its product ALDH-like protein. Bases 1 to 1065 code for a protein of 354 amino acids. The record is from RefSeq and is a predicted model, not a curated record. NCBI's taxonomy places the organism in Eukaryota, Fungi, Ascomycota, Dothideomycetes, Pleosporales, Didymellaceae. The transcript has 2 exons. Gene Ontology annotation, molecular function: aldehyde dehydrogenase (NAD+) activity.
AUGUCGGUACAAACACUCAACAUCAACGGCCGAGAGGUCAAGUUCAAUACUGGUUUGUUCAUCGGCAGCGAGUUCGUCAAGCCCCAGGUCGAUAAAACUUUCCCCGUGGAGGACCCCAGAAUAGGAAAGACCAUUAUCGAGGUUUCAGAGGGUUCGGUCGAUGAUGUCGACAUUGCAGUCAAGGCCGCCCGCAAGAAAACGAAUGAUCCAGCAUGGAACGAGCUUAACCCUGCGGCACGAGGCCAGUUCUUGCUGAAGCUCGCAGAUCUGAUGGAGAAGCACUUCGACGACAUCCUUGCCAUUGAGAUGCUGGACACCGGAAAGACAAAGAAGCAAGCAGCCAACCUCGACCUCCCUGGCUCAAUCGACAAGGUCGUCUUUACCGGCUCAACAGUCACAGGCCGUGCCAUCCUCCGCGCAGCAGCAGACUCAAAUCUGAAAAAAGUCACACUCGAGCUCGGCGGCAAGAGUCCCAACAUCAUCCUCCCCGACGCCGACCUUGAGAAGGCCGUGAAAUGGAGCGCCUGGGGUAUCAAUAUGAACUACGGCCAGACAUGUCACGCGGGCACCCGCAUCCACGUGCACGAAGACAUCUACGACAAGUUCACCGAGCUCUUCACCGCGCGCAUGAAGGAAGAGGAGGGCGCAACCGUCACUCUUGGCGGCAAGGCGCACGAAGCGCCCGGCGGCGGAUACUUCAUCCAGCCCACGAUCUUCACAAACGUGACACCCGAGAUGAAGAUUGUCAAGGAGGAGAUCUUCGGCCCUGUAGUCACCGUCAUUACGUUCAAGACUGAGGAGGAUGUGCUUGAGCUCGCGAAUAACACAACGUAUGGCCUAGCUGCUGAAAUUCACACCAAUGACUACCAGCUUGCGAUCAGGGUCACCAACAAGCUAAAGGCGGGCACGGCGUGGGUCAAUAUGUUCAACCUUGUGCACUGGAGCAUUCCGUUUGGUGGGUAUAAGGAAAGUGGCACUGGGCGCGAGUGCGGUGAGGCGGCUCUGGAGAACUAUACACAGACGAAGGCUGUGUUCUUCAACAUGGGUGUCGAUGCGCCGCAGUAG